AGCUGGCUCCAACUGACCAAUCAGAGGACUCCCAGUCGGCAAACUACAACUUCCGGCAUGCUUCACGGUGCUGACGUGCCACAGGGAGCCACCGAGGAGGAAGUGGAGAGGGAGAAGCAGACUGCAGAAAUGUUGAAGGCGGUCAUCUUAAUUGGGGGACCCCAAAAGGGUACCAGGUUUCGCCCUUUGUCUUUCGAGGUUCCCAAACCUCUGUUUCCUGUAGCCGGAGUCCCCAUGUUACAGCAUCACAUUGAGGCCUGCAGCAAGGUGCCCAAUCUGAAGGAGAUCCUACUGAUAGGCUUUUACCAGCCAAAUGAAGCCCUCAGCCGUUUCUUGGUCACAGCGCAGCAGGAGUUUAAAGUUGCCAUCCGGUACCUGCAGGAAUAUUCAGCUCUGGGCACUGGUGGCGGCAUAUAUCACUUCCGGGACCAGAUCCUCUCCGGGGGGCCACAGGCGUUCUUUGUCAUGAAUGCGGAUGUGUGCUCAGAGUUCCCUCUCCUUCAGAUGCUGGAGUUCCGGAAGCAGCAUGAAGACACACACAGUUACAUCAUGCUGGGGACAACGGCCAACAGGACACAGUCCCUGAAUUAUGGCUGCAUUGUGGCAAACACAGAGACUCAAGAGGUAAUGCAUUAUGUGGAGAAGCCCAGCACCUUUGUCAGUGACAUCAUAAACUGUGGGAUUUACCUCUUCUCGCCAUCGAUAUUUCAGCACAUCGCAGAAGUUUUUCAGCGCAAUCAGCAGGAUGUACAGCUUUGUUCCUGCAUCAGUGAGGAGAACUCGAGCUGGCAGCGGGCUGAAGUUAUUCGCCUGGAGCAGGACGUGUUCACCGCUCUUGCUGGAAGGAGCCACCUGUAUGUCUAUAAAACAGAUGGGUUUUGGAGUCAGAUUAAGUCAGCAGGUUCGGCCAUUUAUGCCAGCCGUUUGUAUCUGAGCCAGUACCAUACGACACACCCCGAGAGGCUCGCCCAAACCAACGAGGGAGGACCGACGAUCCUAGGAAAUGUGUACAUUCACCCGACAGCCAAGGUUGAUUCAUCAGCUGUGCUGGGUCCAAACGUGUCUGUUGGAAUGGGAGUGACGAUAGGCGCUGGAGUUCGGGUGCGAGAGUCUAUUAUCUUACAUGGUGCUACACUGCAGGAUCACAGCUGUGUAUUGAAUACCAUCGUGGGCUGGGACAGCAGCAUUGGACGCUGGGCUCGAGUGGAAGGGACGCCCAGUGACCCCAAUCCUAAUGACCCCUAUGCCAAAAUUGACAGCGAGACCCUGUUCAGGGAAGGGAAGCUCACACCGUCUAUAACUAUUCUGGGCUGUAAUGUGUCAAUCCCCGCAGAAGUCGUCAUAUUAAACUCCAUCGUCCUGCCGCACAAAGAGCUGAGCCGCAGCUUCAAGAAUCAGAUUAUUCUGUAAUCGGGGCGAGACACCAGAAUUUUCUGCUCACAGGGGGCCAGGAGAACUGUCUGUGUUCUGGGUCAGAACAUGAGCUGUCCCCCAUAGCAAUCAUACUGAGAUUUAUAUUACAGCAGGAAGAUAUGACCCGGACCUGCUAGGGUUUUCUCAGCCUUUAGGCACAUGGUCCCUGGAGCCCCCCCCCCCGUCACAAACAAGACUGCCACCAAGAGAUUAUGUACAGUGCUGGAGGUGGCUCACUGACAACUUAACCCCCAGGGCAACCCACC
Molecule: messenger RNA, 1679 nt
Organism: Nanorana parkeri
Lineage: Eukaryota; Metazoa; Chordata; Amphibia; Anura; Dicroglossidae
Gene: GMPPA
Product: GDP-mannose pyrophosphorylase A
Exons: 14
Coding region: 58-1410 (450 amino acids)
Biological process (GO): biosynthetic process
Cellular component (GO): cytoplasm
Molecular function (GO): transferase activity
Source: RefSeq, a predicted model, not a curated record